This is a messenger RNA of Vicia faba (fava bean), 405 nucleotides long. The record is from the annotation of a GenBank genome assembly. NCBI's taxonomy places the organism in Eukaryota, Viridiplantae, Streptophyta, Magnoliopsida, Fabales, Fabaceae.
AUGUUAACCCUACUCAUCCUUUCUAUCUUUCUCUAUCUAUCGAUCUUUUUUCUUCUUCGUCUUCCUUCUUCCCGCUUCCCCUCUCUCUCUUCCGACUUAUCUUCUUCCUUUUGCUGUCCUGAGAAACAAAGCCCCACUUUCACUCAUCCUCUCGCCAAUUUCUCUCUUCAUUCUCAACAUUCAUCUCUCUGUGAUUCUUCGGGUUCUUCGUUUCCGUUCUGCAUACUCGAGAAACAAACUGCUUGGUUACUCCGUGUGGAUCUCACAUUCCACGCUCCUUCAAAGAUCCAAAGUUGUCUACGUGUCUUUGCCGAGCACUUCCAUUGCGAUCGUCAAGAGGAUGCUCACGAGUUUACCCUGUUCAUGUUUGAUGUGGGAGCUUUGGGAAAAGAAGUGUCGGGAUGA